This is a messenger RNA of Penaeus indicus, 3841 nucleotides long. RefSeq names its product nuclear receptor subfamily 4 group A member 2-like. The record is from RefSeq and is a predicted model, not a curated record. Gene Ontology annotation, molecular function: zinc ion binding; nuclear glucocorticoid receptor binding; RNA polymerase II cis-regulatory region sequence-specific DNA binding. Gene Ontology annotation, biological process: cellular response to corticotropin-releasing hormone stimulus; regulation of transcription by RNA polymerase II. Gene Ontology annotation, cellular component: transcription regulator complex; nucleus. The transcript is spliced from 4 exons. Lineage: Eukaryota; Metazoa; Arthropoda; Malacostraca; Decapoda; Penaeidae. The coding region runs from base 827 to 3100 and encodes 757 amino acids.
ACAGAGAGACAGAGAGAUGGUGAGAUGGUGAGAAUGUAAGCAAGUAAGUAAACAAGAGAGAGUGAGGGAGAGAUAAUAAGAGAGAGAUAAUCAAAGAAAUUGCGUCAGGGAAAAUAGUGAGAAAGAGUUAGGUUGUAAAACAGAAAGAGCGAAAGAAGAAACAGGAAAAGGAGAAGGGCAAGGGAGAAAGAGAGAAAGAGUGAAAGAAAGAACGAGAGAGAGAGAGAGAGAGAGAGAGAGAGAGAGAGAGAGAGAGAGAAAGGUGACACAGAGAGGGAGGUUAAGAGAACUAGAGAAUGAGAGAGAGUGCCAGGGCGUAGGGAGGCCAUGAGCCCGCGUGGCCCGCCCCGAGUGAGUGCCGUGGCACCACGUAGCAGCAGUAGCCGGCCUGCAGCCAGUUCGACGGCACCAACAUUGUCACUAUAGAAAGCUUGUCUACUUUAUUUUUUCGAUGUACUUAUUUUUGGAAAUAAUGUGAGAAAUAUACUUACAUAGAUAUAAUUUUGAAGAGUUUUGAAGAGAAAAGAUAAAAGCAAAAGUUAUUAGCCCUCCCCCCACAAAGUCAUUUUUGCACUUGAGGUUUAUCAAUUCGAAACACAAAGUGAAAAGAAGACUCAUAUUAAAAACUGCAUUUAGUUAUCCAACACCCAAUGUCUCAUAACCCUUUUGAAGUGCGGCGCCACAGAGUGUUGAUCGAGCAGUUAACAGUGAAGCCAAGAUUGAGGUCGCCGAGGACUGUGUGGUUGUGUGGUGCCCCGCCGUCCCCGCUGGCGCCCCCCCGCUGGCACUGUCGUGGCUGUGUCCGCCCACGCCCACGCCCGCACUGAUGGGGCGAGAAUACGAGCUCCGCGCCCACAACACCCACGACAUGGAGGACAAGCCGCCCAGCAGGACGCCCUCACCCCCGCCCACGCUCGCGACGCUCCUGCCCGUCAACCUGAGCAUCGCGACCACGCAAGCGCUCGUCGUGGUCUCGGCGCUGCCCGCCUCCUCGGCCUCGCCGGGCGCCACGCCGCUCUCCGUCACGCCCGUGCUGUUGGCCGCCGAGUCGCCCGCGCCGCCCGGGGCCCCGCCCGCCAGCCUCGACUCCGAGGGGCGCGCCGGGCUGAGCGCCGCCGCACCGUCGCCAGAGCCGCAAUCCCUUCUCCACCCGAGCGUGGCUGAAGCCCUGUCGGCGUCCUACGGCCUGGCGUCCACCUUCGGAGAUGACUCCCUCAGCGGAACCACCAGCGAGGAGUUCAAGAUAAGCUCAGCGUUCACAGCCACGCCGGCGCCGAGCUACGGCGAGGGCGGCAGCGAAGCCUCCUUCACCGAUGUCUUCCAGACUGACUACCUGCUGGCGGCCGCUCCCCUCGAGGACCUCAAGCCCGUCAUCAGCCACCCGUCUUCGGGGACGCCCCCGCCCGGAUCGCCAGGUCACACCGCAGUCACCGCUGCCUCGUCCGCAGCGGCCGCGGCUGCAGCUCUGCCAAGCUUCCAGGAGACUUACUCUCCGCGGUACAGACCGCUGGAGGCUGAUGUGUUCACCUUCAAGACCGACAACGGGCGGCCCGUCGAGUACCCGCAGCCCCCGCCGGCGCACCAGACUUUCCCUCAGGCUUCCCCGCAGCACCAGCAGCAGCAACAGCUACAGCAGCAAGCCCAGUUGAACACACAGCAGCAGCAACAACAGCAACAGCAGCAGCAACAGCAACAACAGCAGCAGCAACAAAGCACAGGUCCCUUCGAGGCCUACGCCCACUCGCCCCAGGUGUACGCCAGGCCUGCGCCCUACCCCAGUCCUUCCGUUCCCGUCACACACGGCUACUCCGGCCCGGCCAAGACGUUCAGCGGCGAGUUCUACCCCAACGCCCCCACUUACGAUGCUCUUCAGCCCCUCCAUCCAGACCAGUACAUGCGUCCCUCCACGUCCCACCACUACCCGGAGAUGGCCCCCUCCACCUCGAGCACGCCCCCCAUGCCUUUCCUGAGCCGCAAGGGCGCAGGGGAGCAUAUGGACCCCUCGUUGAUGCGCUCGCACCUGCCCCCCAUGGCUUCCGGGCGCCCCGCCUCUGAUCAAAAGCCACAGUCGCCAUCACAGCUGUGCGCCGUCUGUGGCGACACGGCUGCCUGUCAGCACUAUGGCGUUCGUACCUGCGAGGGUUGCAAAGGCUUCUUCAAGCGAACCGUCCAGAAAAACGCCAAGUACGUCUGUCUCGCUGACAAAAACUGCCCCGUCGAUAAGCGUCGCCGCAACCGAUGUCAGUUCUGUCGUUUCCAAAAGUGUUUGGUGGUGGGGAUGGUCAAGGAGGUGGUGAGGACCGACAGCCUGAAGGGCCGCCGAGGGCGCCUGCCCAGCAAGCCCAAAAGUCCCCAGGAGUCCCCGCCUUCCCCGCCCGUGUCCCUGAUCACGGCGCUGGUGCGGGCGCACGUGGACACCACCCCGGACGUGUCCAACCUCGACUAUUCGCAGUACCGCGAGCCCUCCAGCGGCGGCGACUCCCCGACCACGGAGGCCGAGCGAAUCCAGCUGUUCUACAACCUCCUCACCUCAAGCAUCGAAGUCAUCCGACACUUCGCCGAGAAGAUCCCCGGCUACCACGACCUCGCCCGCGAAGACCAAGAUCUCCUCUUCCAGUCAGCCUCCCUCGAGCUCUUUGUCUUAAGAGUAGCCUACAGACUCAUGAACAACCCCGAGGACACGAAAUUCGUCUUCGACAGCGGCCGAGUGUUGCACAGGUCCCAGUGCGAGUGGUCAUUCGGCGAGUGGCUACAAGGCAUCUUGGAUUUCUCAGCAUCGCUAAAAUCGAUGGAAUUGGAUAUUUCAGCAUUUGCUUGCCUCUCCGCUCUGACGAUCAUUACAGAGCGACAUGGCCUCAAGGACACCAAAAAGGUGGAGCAAUUGCAGAUGAAGAUCAUCAGUUCGCUGAGAGACCACGUGACCUACAACGCCGACGCCCAGAAGAAGCCUCACUACUUCUCUCGCAUCUUGGGGAAGUUGCCGGAGCUUCGAUCGCUGUCGGUGCAGGGCCUGCAGAGGAUCUUCUACCUGAAGCUGGAGGACCUGGUCCCGGCGCCUCAGCUGAUAGAGAACAUGUUCGUGUCCAGCCUUCCCUUCUGAAUCGGCGAGAGAACGAAAAAACGUCUCAAGACUGUAAAACCAUUAGGCUCAACGAUCUUCGUCUCGAAGUCGUGUUGUGAGCUGGCUCCUGACGAAGCUGGGACCCCUUGGUCGAGCUGACGUGGCCAUGGGCCUACCGGAGAAGCAGAGGGCGACGACGCCAGAUUCCCGUGUUACCUUCCCGCCCGCGUCAACGCUGCCCACUGCCCACGCCCAGCCAGGUCUGCGGUUAAGUGGCCACGCUCCUCAUGUAAACAUACCCCAUGCAGGAAGCUGCUGUACACUCCCCCGUGGAGUCAUGCCCACAGAAUAAAAACAAAAGUAAGAGUGCAUUGUAGUUGUCACGUGACGAAGGGGCAGCGUACGUGCAGACACACUUCAGAUUUACAGAUUUUAUUGAGAGUAUGAAUGCAUUAUAUUUUCAACAAUCGGUAUAAGAAGAGAGGCCCCUGGCGGUUUGUUCGGCCUUGUCGGCAUGAGAGUAUGAAAGCUCUGGUGUGCAUGAUAUGAGACUUGUCAGUUCGGUGGGACGCCCUUGACAAACUAGUCAUUCUGUGAUUUACUGGAAAAAAAGAUUUGAAGGAUGAGUAAUGAGAAUAUUGUUUAUACUUUGAGCUCAGUAAAGCUUGAUUCCGUAUUUUUGUAAUUACUUUUAAGUCAACUUAGAAUAGUCUGAAAUACAAUAUUUUCGGCCUUACCUUGUGCAUAGGUAAUUGUACAAAACCCUGUACAUAAAUACUC